AUCAGCCAAGAUGCCGCGGUGCUAUAUGGUAAAGAAGGCCUUGUGCAACAAGUACAUAACCAGCGUUGCCAGAGGAUUCGAGAGCUGGGGCCGCGGAAGGAGCACGCCAUCGCCAACCACCAUACCCAUCUCGCCCGUACAGAAGUCCAUUGCACCCCCUGUUGCACAAGAAUGUUCCAACACGCAAUCAAAAGACACAACGGCCGUUAUGACUUCCGCCGUGGCCGAUGCAGACCCCUCGAAAGAACAACCGAGCAACGCAGACACAACUGUCGCAACAGCGGUACCAUCAUCCGUCAUCAUGAUGAAUCCCGCGAUGGACCACUCGAUGACGAUGCGAAUGGAAACCGUCGUGAUCGCGUGUACCACAACGGCGUCUUUGACGACUCUAUCUCCAACAGAAACAAUCGUCUCAACCGUCAAGGAAACUACAACGACGACGGUGACGUCUUUACCUCCGUCGAGCGUGCGAACGACUCCCGAGAGACGCGACGAAGCUACGACGUCUAUCGCGACGCUACACCAUCCACCAUCUACCGAAAAACCGUCUCCGCCGUCCAACACGUCAACGUCCUAUCAUCUGCAAGAUACUCCGGAGCACUCGAGAACACACGAUAGGAUACAAUCGGUUAUCACGUCCUGUGACAUGUCCAUGUCCGGUCAAGUGUCAUCCAUGUUUAAAGAUCGCUCCGCGGCGGAAACGGAGGCGGCGCACGAUCUCCUGGAACUCUCCCGAUCUCUACCUCCCUUGCCACCACCGAGUGUGGCGAUCGGUCCUCAAAGCGUGAUCGAGGCGCCGGCGAGCGACGUCCAAGAGAUGACGGUCUACCAACCGGCUGAGCAACCAAUCUAUCAAGUGAACACGAUCGAGCUGACCAGCUCAAACAUCUACAGCCAUCAUCAGCAACAGCCACAGCCCACAGCCACCGGUAUCAUUUAUGAGUCCGCCAUCGUGCCACCCUCAGGCAGUGUUUUCAUACCUUUAGCACCAGUACAAGAGAUCCUGCUGACAUAUAGCACAUCCACCAUACCGUGCACACCAAUUAUCGCUCAACAGCCCAGCGACAUUGAGAAUAGUAAUCCGAACUCACAACCGACGCAGAAGGACAAGGAGGUGCAGACAAACACGGAGCCCAAUGAGAUAAAACCAGCGACUUACACAUAUGACACGUUGCUUGUUUCGGAUGGCAGAUCGAAGCAUAAGAAAGCAUCCGCCGCACAGAAGAGCCAGGACGCCGAACCAAUCGAGGCUCCCGAGACCUCCAAAACUGGUCGUUACGUGUGUUGCGAAUGCGGCAAACAGUAUGCGACCUCGUCGAAUCUGUCCCGGCACAAGCAGACGCAUCGCAGCAUCGACUCUCAUUCGGCCAAAAAGUGCAUCCAUUGUGGCAAGGCGUACGUCAGCAUGCCCGCUCUGGCGAUGCACGUGCUCACGCAUAAGCUGACGCACAGUUGUGGCGUCUGCGGCAAGAUGUUCUCGCGACCUUGGCUACUGCAGGGUCACUUGCGCAGCCACACCGGCGAGAAACCAUACGGAUGCGCUCACUGCGGUAAAGCGUUCGCCGAUCGCUCGAAUCUAAGGGCGCAUAUGCAGACGCAUUCGGCGGAUAAGAAUUACGAAUGCUCCAAGUGCCACAAGUCAUUUGCCCUUAAGUCGUACUUGAACAAACACCUGGAGUCGGCGUGCCAGCGCGAGAGCGACGACCCGGACACGCCGCCAUAAGCAGCCAGGACCAGGAUGCCGAUGUAGUAGCGCCGCGGUUAGCGGCAACGAUCAACCGGUCGUGCACAGUCGACGUAAACAGAAGAUUGCAGUGGCGUCAUCACGUAGACUGAUAGAAAAAAAAACAAAAAUAGUUUGCUGUGUAGACAGUACUUUUUGUCAUGGACCAAGAGGGGAAAAAAAGGAUGGAAGACAAACGAACGCACGGGAAGCCGCUGCUGGCCUCUCAUCGCCAUGCGGAUGCGAUUAGUUUCGAUUAUUUUACACGAAUUCAAGUCGGUCGGGUUUAUUGUUGUGCUCGAUUGCGGCAGCAAGCAAGUCCUCACGUUCCCUUUGUCUUCGCUACGAUGCCUGU
Messenger RNA from Trachymyrmex cornetzi, 2078 nucleotides. RefSeq names its product zinc finger protein with KRAB and SCAN domains 4. The transcript has 5 exons. The coding region runs from base 11 to 1723 and encodes 570 amino acids. Lineage: Eukaryota; Metazoa; Arthropoda; Insecta; Hymenoptera; Formicidae. Gene Ontology annotation, molecular function: RNA polymerase II cis-regulatory region sequence-specific DNA binding; DNA-binding transcription factor activity, RNA polymerase II-specific. The record is from RefSeq and is a predicted model, not a curated record. Gene Ontology annotation, biological process: regulation of DNA-templated transcription.